Dromaius novaehollandiae (emu) is the source of this 669-nucleotide messenger RNA. RefSeq names its product olfactory receptor 14C36-like. Gene Ontology annotation, molecular function: odorant binding; olfactory receptor activity. NCBI's taxonomy places the organism in Eukaryota, Metazoa, Chordata, Aves, Casuariiformes, Dromaiidae. Gene Ontology annotation, cellular component: membrane. The annotation marks the transcript as partial. The record is from RefSeq and is a predicted model, not a curated record. The transcript is spliced from 2 exons. Gene Ontology annotation, biological process: G protein-coupled receptor signaling pathway.
AGACCCCUGCACUACGGGACCCUCAUGGGCAGCAGAGCUUGUGUCAAAAUGGCAGCAGCUGCCUGGGCCAGUGGUUUUCUCAAUGCUCUCCUGCACACUGCUAACACAUUUUCAAUACCACUCUGCCAAGGCAACACAGUGGAGCAGUUCUUCUGUGAAAUCCCCCAGAUCCUCAAGCUCUCCUGCUCAGACUCCUACCUCAGGGAAGUUGGGGUUCUUGUGGUUGGAAUUUGUUUAGUCUUUGGGUGUUUCAUUUUCAUUGUGCUGUCCUACGUGCAGAUCUUCACUGCUGUGCUGAGGAUCCCCUCUGAGCAGGGCCGGCACAAAGCCUUUUCCAUGUGCCUCCCGCACCUGGCCGUGGUCUCCCUACUCCUCAGCACUGUCAUGUUUGCCUACCUGAAGCCCCCCUCCCUCUCCUCCCCAUCUCUGGAUCUGGUGGUGGCUGUUCUGUACUCGGUGGUGCCUCCAGCAGUGAACCCCCUCAUCUACAGCAUGAGGAACAAGGAGCUCAAGGAGGCACUGAAGAAACUCGCUCUGGAUCUGGUGGUGGCUGUUCUGUAUUCAGUGGUGCCUCCAGCAGUGAACCCCCUCAUCUACAGCAUGAGGAACAAGGAGCUCAAGGAUGCCCUGAGGAAACUCGUUCAGUUGGUACCAUUUCAGCAGCAGUAA